This is a messenger RNA of Podospora bellae-mahoneyi, 3037 nucleotides long. RefSeq lists its product as uncharacterized. Bases 849 to 2825 code for a protein of 658 amino acids. Lineage: Eukaryota; Fungi; Ascomycota; Sordariomycetes; Sordariales; Podosporaceae. The transcript has 5 exons. The record is from RefSeq and is a predicted model, not a curated record.
GACAUCUCUCGCUUGGCGCGCUCCCUUCCCCGGUUCCGGUUGACAACUCAGACAAUUGAGGAACAGAGAGACAGCCGCGAUAGCCCUCACCGCUGAACCAAUCGAGAAUUCUUCCAACCUUUUCUUAUGAGUGGCUCACUGACCAGACUUAUCGGUUUGCUGCCCAAGCUAAAAGUGUGGCAGCACAGGCUCCAGCAGACACUCCAGCAACGUCCAUGGGGUCCAAAAACACCAAGAUGCAUAUCUCGGAACAAAAAAUCACAAGGCUUGAUCUCGAAUAGAUUUUACCACUACCACAAGCCUCCCGCGCCCCCCCAAGCUGGACCCUGUGCCGCUACCCCGCUCAACAGCUCAAAGUUUAGGGGUGCCACUUGGUGCUUGUUGGAGUGUUUGACAACCUGCGCCCUGCAGAUAUUUCGACCACUCUAAAUCCCAUUGGCCGCUCCCUUGGGUCAAGCUCCCUCUGUCUGCAUGCAGAGUUGAUCCCUUACCAAGCUAAUCCCAUUUUUGAAACCUUGCUGUGCCAGAUGGUCCGCCACCAGAAGGCCGUGAGGAGCCAUGAGGGAGGGGCGGAGUUGGUCCAAAGAGCCAAUCGAUUUUCUCAUGGCCAACUGGCAUCCAAGUUUGGCAUCAAAAGACACCACUUUCUGCUGGAUUACCUUACGCAUUCCGCGCCGCUAGACACCCAGACAUGCCCAAGAAGGCUCUGGACCGCUUCAACAUGGCCGCCAUGUCUCGUCGGUAAACCAUCUAUAACCCGGCCCCUGAGACUUUGACUCGCGAUCCACAGGCCUGCUCUUCAACUCUCACAAGUUGACGACACCACUGUGCCAUGCAAAUUCGUGACCAUGGGCGCAUAUGUCUCUACCGGAUCCUGCAUUGCCCAUUAUGGCAUCCAGCCCAACUGCACCUUCAAUGUCACAGGCACGAACGAGGCUUUCCACCACCUGGGAGGGAGCAUGAAAGGCGAGAUUGAGGGUGACCCUGACAUUGCCGGAGUUGGCGUACUUGGGGCCUUCCUCGCUGUGACAACGAUAUCCGUAGGCCUAGCCUCAGCGAGUACGUUCUGGUGGUUGUCCAAGAAUGUUCUCCAUUGGAAGUCACGAACAACCAGAGAAGAGAAAUCACUCCGUAAACGCAAAGCCAGUAUAUCGCAAAUCCUCGAAGCGCUUAUUAUUAGCUGUAGCGAUCAACAGAUCUUUACUGGCGGAGCAUAUGCCAUCACCCUCCGAUAUGCCAAGGCCUGCACCGUCUCAGCAUACCACUACAAUGUCGUCUCCAACAUCCUCCUCGUCACCUGCGCCACCCAUCUGAUGGCUGUCACCGUGUCCAGCAACUACUGGGAACAUCGCUUUGUUGGAGGACUCCGACUCAUCGUCACCUCGCUCGUCUAUGUCAUCACUGGAAUUCUUUUGUCUAACCGCGGUGAGCCCGACCUGGGCUUCCCAACCCAAGUUCCAGCAAACACUGAGACCCACAGCUUCAUGCUCCUACCCGCCGCUUGCUUCCAGACAGAUGGUAUCAGGCUCGGCACAGAGCUUGACAAGUCCUUCAAGGUUAGCUCCGCAAACGAGUUCUUCAACGGCCAGGUUCAUGGAUGGACGCAGUUCAUCAUCAUGUUCUUGUUCUACUUCCUGGCUGCCAUGGUGAGCGUGGGCAGACUUGUACGUCGUGGGCAGGAUCACAAUGGCAGGAGAACAAGGUUUAUUGCCUGGUUCAAACUCAACCUCAGGCCUCUUUUCCGAUGGAAGAGGUUCUUCUACAUUCUCUUCGGCUUGUAUCUGAUUGCAGGUAUUGCCGUUUCUUCCUGGACGGUUGUGACAUCGGCUCUCUAUGUGUUUGCUCUUCGCCGCUGGGUUCACGGCUCUGGCUGGAUGGAACCCAUCGAUGAGGAGAUUCCACACCGGAUUGCUGAGAACGAUCCUUCCACCUUUGGCCAGCUUGUUCCUGUCCUUCUGAUAUCCUUGACUCUCUUCACCUUCAUGCAAGUCAUUAGCGAUCGCGUCACGUUUCGGCGUCGACUGUCCAACCGGCGCAAGAAGAAUAUUGAAAAGCACAACACACCCACUGUGGUUCAGUACGAUGGUGGUGGGUCUUACUACCCCGAAAACGGGCAUGGAUUCAAGCUUGAGAAGUCCGUCGUGGUAGGAGUGGCAAUCAGUGAACCAGACUUGGACCCCCCAAAACCAAUCGAUAUCGAAGCUGCCGGCGGAAGACGCAGCCAAAGCCGCAGCAGGGAUGGAAGCAGCACCGGCACCACCACUCAGUCUAUUCACCGACCUUCUCAACCGCAAGUCCACUCCCCUUCCCACACCCGCACCCACUCUCGCCAAAACAGAUCAUUCUCCAGUCCUCGUCCUCCUCAAGGCUUUCGAACACCUGAGCCUGGCCAUCAGUCUCCCAUGCCCGGGUUUCAAAGUCCCGCCUUUCAGCAGUCGCAGAGUCCAACACCUCCUAUAAGCCAAGGUCCACUGUCGCAGCCAACGUCGGGUUAUGUAGAUCAACCUGACUUUCAGCUGCCAGCAUUCGACUUCGGACCGGGUGUUAACCCCAAUGGUUCGGCGCAAAGCUUGCCAUUGAAAGGGGAGGUCCACUCUCACCAGCGAGGCCCCUCGGACGUCUCAAGUCUUUCACAAGCAAGCUACACACCUUCUCACAGCUCCCACCACGUCUCCCAGCUGUCUCAAGGAUCAGUCGCACCGCCUGUGCCGAAGAAGUCUAGGUCGAGAGAGCUGAGAGAGCAACAAGCGCAGCAGCAUGAUCGACGGCCUGGCCCACAGGGUGGGUUUGGCCUCGGGGGAAGGGACACUUCUCGCACGUUUUGAGACCUUUUUUUCGUGAUGUAAUGAUGUGAUUUAUUGUUAUGAUACCACUUUCGUUUGGGAAUACACAGCUUCAGUUAGUUUGUAGUAGUACACAAUGAUCUUUGGGCAUGGUUUCCUUUUCAGGCAUUUGGCACGGGCGGUAUAAAUGAACGGACAGAUGGUCAUGUUUAUGAUUGAGCUCUAGUAUUAUUUAAUGAUGAAACAUUCGUUGC